AUGCGAUUCGCCCCCCCCCCCAGAUCAAACAUUAACUGUUUUGUCUAUUUUCGGCAAAUUCAGUUUUCGUAUUCAAUUACUAUCCAAUUCUCUUUUGGAAACCUAUUUUUCCUGAUCAACGUUUUACGCGUGUUCGUGAAAAGACUGCGAGAAAGUUUUAUUCUCAAUUACAGGAAAGCAACCAAAGCCGCAUUCAUGCUCAUGCCUCUUUUGGGAAUCGCGAAUGCAGUUGUUCUCAUAGAAGAGCCGAUAAAUCCGUGGGGAAUGUUAGUUAUCACUGGACUACAACGAUUACUGCCCUGUUGGCAAGGAUUGUUCGUGGCCGUGAUCUACUGUUUCAUGAACAGACAGGUUAGUGAUAUACAUCGCGCUCACACAUUUGAAGCUAUAUAUAGAUUUAUCGUUAAGGAUAGCAGAGUCCGUUGGAAACGAGGAGCGGGAACGACUGAAAAUAUACUCUACGCACUAAGAUACAUUAAGACAGAGACCAGAUUGGUCAGAAAACUGUUGUAUGUGAGAUAG
Messenger RNA from Echinostoma caproni, 522 nucleotides. The record is from the annotation of a GenBank genome assembly. NCBI's taxonomy places the organism in Eukaryota, Metazoa, Platyhelminthes, Trematoda, Plagiorchiida, Echinostomatidae.